GUGAUCGCGAAACAUGAAUUAAUGUAGGUUAUGGUUUUUUAAAAAACGUGAAAUUUUAAAGAAUUUUGUGCAAAACAUAUAAAUAAACAUUACACAAAAAAUGUGUAGCGUUGGUGACGAUGUUUAUGACAAUGAAGCAGAUAAACUUAUGCCGAUCACAAAAACAUCUAAAAUUGCUGAGGUGUGCAAUAAAUGCAGGACUGAAAAGCCAUGCAUCGUUCUAAGAAGUAAAGAUGCUUAUUGUCAGAAUUGCUUUUUAGUUGGAACAGUUCACAAAUUCAAAGCUUUACUGGGAAAAUCUCGUCUAAUUCACCCAAAAGAUAAGGUGUUGGUGUGGCAUCAAAUAGGGCACCCUAGUACUGCUUUGUUGCAUUUUUUAAGAACUGGUUUAGAUUUAAACACUCCAAAGAAGUUGAGAUUUGAACCAAUUAUUUUAUUUGUUGAUGAUCAGUAUCAUAUUAGCCUUGAUGAAAGAAGACAUUUAUUGGAGAAGGCUAAGAAAGAAGUCCAAUCUUUCGGAUUUACUUUAUAUCUCAUAUCUUUUGCGGAUUAUGUUACACAGCCAUAUAGAUUAAAUGAACUUAUUUGUACUGAAAAUGUAGAAAUUUCAGAAGAUGAUAAGAAUAAAUUGGAACAGAUUAUAGAUGGAAAACCUUCAAAAAGCAAUAAAAAUGAUAUUAAAGUUUUGUUGAGGAGACAAAUGUUGAUAGAUAGUGCAAAGCAUUUUAAAUGCAAAUUUAUAUUUACUCCAGAAAUAUCUGUGGACAUAGCUUCUAAUUUACUUUCUAAUAUAUCCUUAGGAAGGGGUCCUCACAUAUCCAUUGAUACGGGUUUUUGUGAUGAUAGAGAUGAUGAUGUUAAAAUUCUCAGACCACUGAGGCUUUUUGACAUGAAGGAACUAGCAUUUUACAAUAAAAUAAAUAACUUGGAACCACUCAUUGUAAGACAAUUAGAUGUAAAUCCCUAUUCUUCUAUACAAGAUUUAAUGAAGAAGUUUGUCCAAGAUCUGCAAGUCAAUUAUCCAGCCACUGUAACAACUGUUUUAAAAACUGGCGAUAAACUGAGUAUUGACAAACGUGGGAUGAAACAUUGUAAUGUAUGUAAGGGACCACUGCCCGUCAUUGAAAAACAACUUACCUCUCAGCAAUCAACGAAUUUUUCCCAUUUAGUAUCAACAGAAAUAUCAAAUUAUUCUUUGUCGAGGCAAGAGAGGUAUCAAAAUAUGGUUGAUAAAUUUGAUCAGAUGGCUGCCAAAAAUGAAGAUUUAUGUUAUGCAUGUUCAAAUAUAACACAAUAUUUAAAUAAGAAAUAAAAUGGAUGAUUAUUUUUUUACCUUUUUAUUUAAAAUAACUGUAAAGAAUAAGAAGUUACACAACAUGUCAAAUUUAAUGUUUUAAAAUCCAAGUUGUGGUAUGACCAGGGGCGUUAAGCAGAAUCAUAUUGCUAGAGGUAAUGAUGGGAGGAAUCCUAUCUAAAAAUAUUCAAAAGAAACACCAUUGUUCUUCUCAUCAGGAUGUUGUUCUGCCUGACUACUCAGCCCUGAGUUGGUUCCCAGCUGAUAUUCUUCUCACCUCCAUCCCACAAAGGUCCAAGAAAUAAAAAUGUAUAAAAUCUUCACAUCUUUAUUUAAUACAUUAUCAUUUGAAAAAUAUAUUUUCAAAGGGAAAAAAAUAAUUUCAAAGCUGUGAUCCAAAACUUGC
Molecule: messenger RNA, 1700 nt
Organism: Diabrotica balteata
Lineage: Eukaryota; Metazoa; Arthropoda; Insecta; Coleoptera; Chrysomelidae
Source: the annotation of a GenBank genome assembly